CGCGUUGCGCGCUAUAUAUGUAUGUCACCGUGGUGGUGUGCUCGUCGCUCUCGGAUAACUCCGUAUACCCGCGAGCUGGCCCUUUAAAUAUUGAUAGAGCGCCGCCGACGCCGACGUUUCCGCGCGGCCGGGAUCCGGGAUGACGCGCGAGUGAGGGCCGGGAACCGGGGAGGACUCCCGAAUCGUGGCGCGCGACGCCCCGGAACGGAACGGCAGCUAGAAUGCGCGGCCGCCCUCGCCGCAGCACGUACGUGUCGCAAGUGAGCCGAGCUCGCGAUGGACGCGGCCAUGUUUCCUGCUAGCAGAAAUCCUGUCCGUUAGUGACUCGCGCUGAUCGUGUGUGCCACCGGAAGAGCGGGAGCGUGCAGAAUGCCGAAAUGCGAUGUGAAGACGAGGUAUCUGCCAGCUACGUUCGCGUGGACGGUCCUACUCGUCACCACGGCGCUCUUCUUCAUCUUCCCAUGCUCGAAUUACUAUGUCUCUCACUUGGGCUUGUGGGUACCGGCUCUGCAAGGAGUCAUCACCUUCUUCGUAGUGAUCAACUUCUCCCUGGCGACGUUUAUGGAUCCCGGUGUUAUACCAAAAGCGCCUCCUGACGAAGACCGGGAGGAUGACUUCCGUGCUCCGUUGUACAAGAGCGUGGAGAUCAACGGCAUCACCGUGCGCAUGAAGUGGUGCGUCACCUGCAAGUUUUAUCGACCUCCACGUUGCUCACAUUGCAGUGUCUGCAAUCAUUGUAUCGAGACAUUCGACCAUCACUGCCCGUGGGUAAAUAACUGCAUUGGUAGGAGGAACUACAGAUACUUCUUCUUUUUUCUUCUGUCGCUCAGUUGUCAUAUGACCAGUAUAUUUGGGUUCUGUCUAUAUUACUUACUGGAGCAUAAAGAGCAGUUGAGCGAAGUUAAUACCAUUGUUGCUCUCAUCCUCAUGGGAGUGGUAAUGCUCUUAUUCAUUCCAAUCUUUGGACUGACCGGCUUUCACGUAGUCCUCGUAUCCAGAGGACGUACCACGAACGAACAGGUAACAGGCAAAUUUAACGGAGGCUACAAUCCUUUUUCUCGUGGUUGUCUGCGCAACUGCUGUUACACACAAUUCGGACCACAAUACCCAAGGUAUUGCAAGGAGCCAAGCUUACUUAAGCCUGAUAAGUAUUCAGGGAAGCGACGUGGAGCGUGUGCGUCAGAGAUAUCUACUAUAGGCAGUGAGAACCAGGUAAAGACCUACAUGGAUAGCAGCAAUGGUGUUAGAAAUGCCAGUUCAAAUGCUUACAAUAAGUUAUCUCCUGGACGAGAUGGAUCGGAUACAGACAUGGAACCGACGGCGUCUCAGUCUGCGGACUGCGAACCUACGCCACCGUUGCAAAGACACGGUUCCAAAAGCAAUUUCUUCCUGCCACCUGUGGAGAACAACGAAUCUCCCAGGCAUCCUCCGCCGUCGCAGCUUCGCCAUCCAAUACAUUAUCCUAGAGGCAGUCCACAUCCAAGGCCGAGAGGGAUGAACGGAUCUCGAAGUCACACUCCCGACCCGUUAUCGCCGGAGACGAGUGGUUCGCCCGCCACGAUUCCUCAGCGUCAGGGUGGCGCCAGCCCGACGAUGCAACAACGUAUCAAAGCUAUUGGAGUACCUACUCCGCUUGCCAUAUCCAGCCCUAUACGAAGAUCAAACCCGGGUACACCGACGCAGGUUCGUCGGCCAGAUUUCAUAGGUGUGAACGAAGCGCCGACGUAUUACGAUAUACAGCAGGGAAACAAUACGGGAGUCGGCGUUCCCGGUACCGUCAUUACUGGCUACAGCCCGCAGCGGCGUUUCCUGUCGGAGAGCGAGCUCGUGCGACAGGGCACCGAUCAUCCAUAUUCGAGAACCAACAACACGGUCGACAACAUACGCGAACUGGCAGGUUCGCCGCAGCGCGGUGUUUACAUGUGGAAGGACAACUCACCCGGCAGCUAUCCAGGUCCACCCCCUGGUGGAGCGGUGAGCGGGGCGCCGCAUCAAUCGCCCUCCCAUCGACCGCCCCCGCCGUACGACUACUAUCGCUCCAAUCCCACGAGUCCAACUCAACAGUCGCAAUACACGACGAACGCUCCUAGGGCGGCGUAUCAUCCAGCCAUGAGGGGUGGAGUGCCCGUCUUCCCGCCGCAUCAACCGCACCAGUCGCCGCAGGUCAAACGGAAAGCGACCACGAUGGCAACACCGACCACACCGACCUCGGGAGACGCCCGGCGUCGACCGAUGUCCUUUGUCAGAGCCUUGGAGAUGACCGACUCUAUGGAGAUGGUUUCGGCGCCCAACGAUCCGAGGUCACAGAGACCGACCACACCGACACCGGACCGCGCGAGCGUAUACGAUAUGAACUAUGAAAUAUCCGUAUAGCCCACCUUUCCGGUCUCCGCACCAUCCUGCGGCUGGACGGAGAUUCUACGAGAGCCGCCGAGUAGUCUGCACGUCUUACGUUCCAACGAGGAAAGGAUGUAUGCCGUUUACGAGAUAUCCGUCUGAAUUCUUCCGCGAUCGAUGCAGUUACGCGCGUUUAACACUGCACGUGGGCAGUAAACGUAAACCGCGGCUGGUUCUUCAGUUUCGUUUAUCGCCAUGGGAUUAUUCUUACGAAUACACGAGCAUUGAACUUGCCACAGUAAUCAGGAUACAUAUUGGACUUGCCACAGCAAUCAGGAUACACGCAGUGUGCGUACCUGAGAAAUCGCCAUCAGUGAUGUGUGUGCGCUCGCGCGCGAGAAUCAUAUCGCGAUUGACAGUACAUAGCAUUCAUUCUCGGCGAGGAGGUCGGUCCGUCGACGCAUUUAAUACGUUGUGAAUUUACACGAAGCAGUAAAUGCACAACGAAUCUUUAUUUCUCUAAUUCUUCCUUCGGCAGUGGAAUCUUACGGUACGACAGUAUAGAACUUGCAUUUUACAAGAUGUAUCAACGGCACACGAAUGUCCUGUCGUAUUAGUAAUAUCAUUUAGUCGUUGUUAAUGAAAAAUAGAUUCCAUGUGCGUAGCAGCAAAGCAUGUUCGUUACGUCGAGAAUUAACAGCGUUCGGUCCGACUGACGAUCCGAAUUAAUGAGUCACGGAGGCGUCAACGAAAGUAUAUCCCGAGCGCACAGAGGUUGACCUUUAUUGGAACCAUCGCCGAUAAUCGGUCCUCUCGCUUGACAGAAGCAAUUAUAUUUUUUAGUACACGUUUAAGGUCAGUUUAGAUUUUUAUACAAUGACACCGUGACUCAUCCUCCUAUAGAAUACAAUGUUAAUCCAACGUCAUCCUUUUCUUUCUCUCUUUUUUUUUCUUGUUCAUAUCUCAAUUGCCGAUAAGGUGCAUGAUUUGAUAAAUGAGAAAAAUACUAGGGAUUACUUGAUUACAUCCUUAUUAACUCUUCGGAUACCAGAGAAGUCCAUUGUGAAAAUGAAAAAAAAAAAGGAGUUUACUUAACCAACUUAAGUCAUUAUCGGGAUAGAAUAACAAAUCUGUGUAAAAUAAUCGUGGAAUAUGUAGCAAAUUUUUAAUAUACAUAUUUAACAAUAUUUAUACGUAAAUGAUAAAAAAAAUAUAAGACUUUAUAAUUUGACUUGUUUGUUAUAAAUGAUGAUUUUAUCGAUGUGCCCACUAACAUAUUUUAUUUCUAUAUAAAAGGUUCGCGCGCAGAAGAGAAUGUGAAAGAGAAAAAGGUAUGAGUGUAUAAAAAAUUAACGUGCGAAUGAGAAGAAUGCAUUUUCAGAAGAGUGGAAAGUACAGUUCUAGUUUUCUCAAUUGUAUACAGGGAUGGCUGUUCAUAAUAUAUACGCAGACGUAAAAAAAUAAAAACUAUUUUGAUUUUGUUAAAAAAAAAAAGAAGAGAAUUGUAAUAUACGCAUUGCAUAAAUCCAUUGCUGCAUCCAUCGCUGCUGUUAAAUUUGUGAUAUACAUCCCGCUUUUGAAAUUGCAUGAUAGUUUCUCUGUGGUGUAUGUGUAUAGGAAGCCAAUAAUUAUCGGCUAUAAUUACAUUGCUAACAGACUGCAACGCGAUAUUAAUUGAAUUUUGCGUACGCACUCGAUUCACGACUGGAAUCGACUUAGUGUUACACGACACAUAUCAUUUUGACGUCAAACAUCGAAUAUUUUUUAGAUUGAAACAAAAAUUUAUGCAUUUGGUAUAACGACUGCUUGACUACAGACACAAAUGUUAUAUAACGAGGAUUAUAAGCAUUUCUUCCGUGUCUCUUGAUAAGCUACAUUUAGGUUUCGUUUUAACAGAUUCAUUUUUUGUUUCUAUUAAGAUAUAACAAACUGUGCCAAAAAUUUCCCCGUACUAUUCAAUCGUGUAGUCUUGCUUAAAAUAGCAUUUAAUGAGACAACGGUACAACGUUACGAAUUGACUAAGGUAAUAAUGCGUAAGGUAUGGCGAGUGUUAAGUGUUUAUAAUUCGGUGUAUUUGUACAUAAAUAUUGCUCGUUACUUCUAUCACUUAAAUGUACAUACAUAUAUCAUUCGGUACUUACGUAUCGUCGCAGCAAUCUACAGAAUAAAAAUCAUGAAACAUAGUAAAUUAUACUGUGUUGUAUCGUGGUAAUAUUUUUUGA
Temnothorax curvispinosus is the source of this 4559-nucleotide messenger RNA. It is a transcript of the gene Zdhhc8, whose product is annotated as palmitoyltransferase ZDHHC5. The coding region runs from base 370 to 2373 and encodes 667 amino acids. Lineage: Eukaryota; Metazoa; Arthropoda; Insecta; Hymenoptera; Formicidae. Gene Ontology annotation, biological process: protein palmitoylation. Gene Ontology annotation, molecular function: palmitoyltransferase activity. The transcript has 9 exons. The record is from RefSeq and is a predicted model, not a curated record.